This is a messenger RNA of Alligator mississippiensis (American alligator), 3051 nucleotides long. RefSeq names its product proteolipid protein 1 (gene PLP1). Gene Ontology annotation, biological process: axon development; central nervous system myelination. NCBI's taxonomy places the organism in Eukaryota, Metazoa, Chordata, Crocodylia, Alligatoridae. Bases 168 to 1001 code for a protein of 277 amino acids. The transcript is spliced from 7 exons. Gene Ontology annotation, molecular function: structural constituent of myelin sheath. The record is from RefSeq and is a predicted model, not a curated record. Gene Ontology annotation, cellular component: myelin sheath; plasma membrane.
AGCCCUUUUCUUUGCUGGGGAAGAGGACAGAGAUACUCAGAGAGAAAAAGGAAAGGAAAGGGGAAGGUGAAGAGAGAGAAAAAGAGAGAGGGAAGGAUUGUUCCAGCUGAACAAAAACAACACCAAAGGAAAAGCGCCGACAAGGGAUUUGAUUGAAUCCAGAGGCAAUGGGUUUGUUAGAGUGCUGCGCAAGAUGUCUGAUAGGGGCUCCCUUUGCUUCACUGGUUGCCACAGGGUUGUGUUUCUUUGGGGUAGCACUGUUCUGUGGCUGUGGGCAUGAAGCACUCAGUGGCACAGAGCAGCUAAUUGAGACCUACUUCUCCAAAAACUACCAGGAUUAUGAGUAUCUGAUCAAUGUGAUCCAUGCAUUCCAGUAUGUCAUCUAUGGAACAGCUUCUUUCUUCUUCCUUUAUGGAGCCCUCCUGCUGGCUGAGGGCUUCUACACCACUGGCGCCGUCAGACAGAUCUUUGGAGACUACAAGACCACCAUCUGUGGCAAGGGCCUCAGCGCUACGGUAACAGGGGGCCAGAAGGGGAGGGGUUCCAGAGGCCACCAUCAAGCUCACUCUUUGGAGCGGGUGUGUCAGUGUUUGGGAAAGUGGCUAGGACAUCCUGACAAGUUUGUGGGUGUGACCUAUGCCCUCACCAUUAUCUGGCUGCUUGUGUUUGCCUGCUCUGCUGUGCCUGUCUACAUCUACUUCAAUACUUGGACUACUUGCCAGUCUAUUGCAAACCCUAGCAAGACUUCUGCCAGCAUAGGCACGCUGUGCACUGAUGCCAGGAUGUAUGGUGUUCUCCCAUGGAAUGCUUUCCCAGGAAAAGUGUGUGGCUCAAACCUUCUGUCCAUCUGUAAGACCAAUGAGUUCCAAAUGACCUUCCACCUCUUCAUUGCUGCCUUUGUUGGUGCUGCAGCCACGCUGGUUUCACUGCUCACCUUCAUGAUCGCCGCUACUUACAACUUUGCUGUCCUCAAACUCAUGGGACGAGGCACAAAGUUCUAGUCUGAAAGAAGAAGCAAGUUAUCUGGCGCACACUUUCUUCUCUAACCAUGAGGCUCUAACAAUGCAGCCACAUGACACCAUGUCUCCUACUUUAACUCCGCCUUCACCACCAACUGCCUUCUUCUUGCUCUCCUGUAUCCAAAUGUGAGGAGUGUGACCAGGAAGGAGAGACUCCCAGUGAUGGAAGCUUUGUGCACUUUUCUCUCUGUCUACUUCUGUAAUGGUUUUGCUCUGCAGCGAGUCCUUCUGGGAGUGGGGAAAGCCCUUUGUGGAGGAUUUCCUGCCAUGCCAAAAAUGAGAAGGAGCAAUUCUUUCAUCAUCUAACUUCCCAAUAUGUUCUGGGAAAGAAGCUCUGCAGCUCCUGGCAGGUGGAAAUCUAUGCUGACUGCCCUACUUCUAGUGAGAAACAGGCUGCAUGCUAUAUAGAAAGAAAAGGAAGCAGCUUGGCCUCACUACCAUUGCCCGAGACUCCUUGGGGGUAAACAAAGGAACUUGCUUCCAUCUCCACACCACAGAUGGAGGAUAAGAGAAGGAUCUUUUCCUAGUAAAAAAAGAAAACUUGCCUUAAUUUACAUGCUGCAGCUAGGGCAGAGGGGGCUUAGAGCAAGGAUCUUCCCAGUGCUGGAAGAGAGCACUGACCCCUAUGCUGACAGAAUCCUUAACCCAGUCAACCCUAUUAAAGCAUAAAGGAGCUUGGUGUCUCUGUAGACAAAGGGGACUCUUGGUUGUACACCUCAGCAUUGCCUGUACCACUCACAACAGGUCUUAAACAGCAGAAAGGAGAUGGAUUCCAGCUUGGACUAGAGAGACUUUUCUAAUCAGUGGCCCGAGAGUGUAAACCCAGAGGUGUCCCUUUUGUAGACAAAGGAUAACUUGUUGGACUAUAUCUUUGUGUGUCCUUUUUCUUGUAACCAGUUGUGCAUGUUGAACUCUGUCAUACCUUCACAAUGGUGCUCUUUGGUUGAGGUUUGCUUCCAUAAUGUCCUAUAAAUCAAAGAUCUUGAUUUGUUUCUGAUUUGUGCCAAAUGUAACCUACCCCCCGCUUUUUAAUGGUUUCCUGUGAGCUAGUAUGCUUGUCUGAUGCAUCUAAGCCAAAAACUGUGAGAUUUGGAAUGUCCUAUUUAGAUUAUGGCAAAUUUCAAAAGACAUUCAAAAAGCAGUAAAAUAAAGGAAUAUGGGGAGAGGAAGUAGAGACUUCAGAGUGGUUUGAUCUGCAUAAGAUCUAAAUUUGACAUUGCUAUGCAAAUCAAACUCCUUCACAGUCCAUGAAGUCUUUCUCAAUGGGGGACCCUGAGACAACUUGGAAUAAGAUUUCAACAUUUCCUGUUUUGUGGGAGACACUGGAAUGGAAUAUGGGAUCAUCUUAUUUCAAAUACUUAAAGAGAACAAGGUUCAAACUGAUAAGGCACUUCCCUGCACAGUGUGACCAACAGAAAUGGGUCCCAGGAAGUGCUCAUAAAGACCCAAAGGAAGGCUCUCCACAGAUAAAUUGUCCAGGGUGAAACUUUCUGUUUCUAGUCUUCCCUCUACUCAUUAACUACCAGUGUAGGAAUUUGUCUUGGCAUUAUUUAUUUAUUGAAGAAGCUUUCAGUGGCAGAUUGCAGCUCUUUCACUACAUGGACUUUAAUACUGGUUUGAGCAAUGGCCUAAGUAAGCUAUCAGUCAUGCUAAGCAAAGAGCUUGAUGUAUCCUUGUCAUUGAGCACACUGAAAUAGAUCAGUUAGGCUAUCAGCACACGAGUUGGGGGGGUGGGGAGAGAGAGAUUAGGACAGGUUGAGGUGGGAAGAAACCAGUCAAGAUCAGGCAAAUUAAGUCAUCUCUGUGUUGAUUUAAUAACAUAACAAAUAACCAAACCCCACCCCUGCCCCCAAAACCCAAACGUACACACAAAAAAGAGUUAAUCAACUGAAAGUGUUUCCUUCACAUCUGAUCUAGAAUUUCAACUCUUUAACAAGAAGUAAAAAGAAGCAAGUUUUUAGAGACUUAUCUCACCAGGCAUCUUUUAUAAAAUUAAAGAAAAUAAAUUAAAAUUAAGAAUGUUCUGAACAAA